This is a messenger RNA of Lemur catta (Ring-tailed lemur), 626 nucleotides long. It is a transcript of the gene SDHAF4, whose product is annotated as succinate dehydrogenase complex assembly factor 4. The coding region runs from base 19 to 345 and encodes 108 amino acids. NCBI's taxonomy places the organism in Eukaryota, Metazoa, Chordata, Mammalia, Primates, Lemuridae. The transcript is spliced from 3 exons. Gene Ontology annotation, biological process: mitochondrial respiratory chain complex II assembly. The record is from RefSeq and is a predicted model, not a curated record. Gene Ontology annotation, cellular component: mitochondrion.
AGCUGGGGCGUUGGCGCCAUGGCCCUCUCGAGGCUCUUCGGCUUGCUUAGCCGUCCCUUAACCACUGCAUGGACAGCGACAAGAUCACCCCUUCUGUGUCAGUCUUUGAGGAAAACAAGUUCUUCUCAAGGAGGAAAGUCUGAACCCAUCAAACAAUCACUUAAGAAGCCAAAGUUACCAGAAGGUCGUUUUGAUGCACCAGAAGAUUCCCAUUUAGAGAAGGAACCACUGGAAAAAUUUCCAGAUGAUGUUAAUCCAGUUACCAAAGAAAAAGGUGGACCCAGGGGCCCAGAACCUACACGAUAUGGAGAUUGGGAACGAAAGGGACGCUGUAUUGAUUUUUAAGCCACAUGUUCUUUAAUCUCAGUAUUGUUUUCUGAAUAUGUACAACUGAAUUAACUUAUUUCUGAUUUUUUCCUUUAUAUCCUUUAAGUCAUGUAAUUUCCAUAAUGUGUUUAAAAAUAUACAUGAUGGCUUUGGAAGAAAAUAUGCUGCUAUAAAUUAGGAAAGGAAAAUUUAUUGGAGUUUAUAAAGAUGAUGAGAGCCGCAAGUUUUUACUUCAUCAUUUUUCAGUUUAAAUUAGUUGCUUGUAAAAUGCACAUGUAAAUAAAAUAUUUUUUAAAUGA